AUGGUUGCGAAAUACUUCAAGAGGGCUGAGGGCAAGGAAAUUGCGUGCGACGUUAUCUUACACGAGUUGUGCAGGGUGAGGGUGAUCGGCAUGCACUACGAGGCACGUGUCCAGUGCGUCCGCGACUGGCACGCCGAGCGCAAAGUUUGGAUGAGUAAGGCUGAUUGUCGGGAUACGCUCAUGGCACCAUGGCAGUACAUGCAGCACCCUCCUCAGUACGUCGGGGAAGACAGGGCGUGCUUUCUUGCGAUGGUCAUAUGGUGGACAUCCCGCGAGUACGCCCGGAAGCACGAGGAGGGCAAGCAGAAGCGUUCAGAGAUGGGAGGUGGAUCACAUGUCCUGGGCAGCAAGAACUUGGCCCUUACCUUGCAGGAUGAGGAAGUGAAGACAGGCGUGGCACCAAACUUGUUUGGCUUUUUCCAAAAGUCGAAGACCGGGAAGGAGCCGCAUCCUCGAAACGGGGUCCUUUUCAAGGACAAGCACGGCGAAGACGCCCGACCCAACCACCGAAGAGUUUGA
Lolium perenne is the source of this 519-nucleotide messenger RNA. NCBI's taxonomy places the organism in Eukaryota, Viridiplantae, Streptophyta, Magnoliopsida, Poales, Poaceae. The record is from RefSeq and is a predicted model, not a curated record.